Molecule: messenger RNA, 4608 nt
Organism: Xenopus laevis (African clawed frog)
Lineage: Eukaryota; Metazoa; Chordata; Amphibia; Anura; Pipidae
Gene: scaf8.L
Product: SR-related CTD associated factor 8 L homeolog
Cellular component (GO): nucleus
Molecular function (GO): nucleic acid binding; RNA binding
Source: RefSeq, marked provisional
AGCCGAGCUAAGCGGAGUCCAUUAUGCUCCCAGUAUCAUGAGAGCUUUUCCCCCUCCUCUGUGCGGCGUCACGUUCCCUUGCUCUUCCUUCUCCCUCCCCCUCCAUCCUCCUCUCACCGCCACUUCCCCCAAACAACACGGCGAUUCUACAUUAGCCGACAACAUGGAUGCCGUCAAAACCUUUAACACCGAGCUAUAUUCACUGAAUGACUACAAGCCACCUAUAUCUAAAGCCAAAAUGACCCAGAUAACCAAGGCUGCUAUUAAAGCCAUUAAGUUUUACAAGCACGUUGUUCAGAGCGUUGAAAAAUUCGUCCAGAAGUGCAAGCCAGAAUAUAAGGUUUCUGGGUUGUAUGUCAUUGAUUCAAUUGUCCGUCAAUCCAGACAUCAGUUCGGUCAAGACAAGGAUCUUUUUGCACCUCGUUUUAGCAAUAAUAUAAUUAAUACUUUUCAGAAUCUGUACCGUUGUCCUGCUGAUGAGAAGAGCAAAAUUGUAAGAGUUCUGAAUCUCUGGCAGAAGAAUAAUGUAUUUAAAAGUGAAAUUAUUCAGCCACUUCUUGAUAUGGCUGCUGGGAUCCCUCCUCCAGUUGUCACACCAGUCUUACCCAGUACUACUGCUGCAAUGAGCAACACUCCAGGAACACCAGUAACCCCAGUUACACCAGCAAAUAUUGUUCAGGGAAUACCUGAUCCGUGGAUUGCACAGAUAAACAACACAGAUACCCUUGCUGCUGUGGCACAGAUUCUGCAGAGCCCUCAGGGACAACAGCUCCAACAGCUUGUACAGUCUUUGCACAUCCAACAGCAGAAGCCUCAACCUUCUCUCCUACAAGCACUGGAUGCUGGUCUUGUGGUUCAACUGCAGGCACUUACAGCUCAACUUACAGCAGCGGCUGCUACUUCUAAUCCUCUCAACCAACUAGAACAAAGUGUUUCUCUUAGCAAGAAAUUAAUGGAUAGGUUUGAUUUUGGAGAUGACUCUAACCAGCCAGAAGAUCCCAAAAAGGAGACCCAACAAAUCCCUCUGAUUCCUGAAUCUGUGAAUAACUCAAUUUUCCAUCAACUUGCGGAACAUUUGCAGCAACAAAAUCUUGAGCAUCUUCGCCAGCAAUUACUGGAGCAGCAGCAGCAUUCUACAAAGGUAACAGCUCAGGAAAAUCAGGACUUCAUGUCUGAAUCUGAGAACUCUGCGACACCUUCCCAGGAUGACAGCCAACAACCAUUUUUGGAGUCUGAAUCACAAAUGCAUACCUCCAUGAACAUGCAACAAGAAGAUAUGGACAUUGAAGAAACAAUGGAUGGAAAUGAAGAGAUAUUUGAAAAAGAAGAUAAGAAAAUAAUGAAAGAAGAAAGACCUAGGACACGUUCAAAGUCUCGCUCAAGGUCACCGAGGAAAAGACGAUCGCGAUCAAGGUCUGGCUCCAGGAAGCGCAAACAUAGAAAACGCUCACGGUCACGGUCAAGGGAGAGAAAACGCAAAACAUCCCGCUCAUAUUCAAGUGAAAGAAGGGCAAGAGAGCGAGAGAAAGAACGACAGAAAAAAGGACUUCCUCCUAUCAGAUCUAAAACUCUUAGUGUCUGCAGCACCACACUCUGGGUUGGUCAGGUUGACAAAAAAGCCACACAGCAGGAUUUGACCAAUGUAUUUGAAGAAUUUGGACAGAUUGAAUCAAUAAAUAUGAUUCCCCCAAGGGGCUGCGCAUAUGUCUGCAUGGUUCAUAGACAAGAUUCCUAUCGAGCACUUCAGAAACUUAGUUCUAGCUCUUGUAAAAUUGGAUCCAAAAUCAUCAAGAUUGCUUGGGCUUUGAACAAAGGCGUAAAAACUGAAUAUAAGCAAUUUUGGGAUGUUGAUCUUGGUGUAACAUAUAUACCUUGGGAAAAGGUCAAGGUGGAUGACUUAGAAGGAUUUGCUGAAGGUGGAAUGAUUGAUCAGGAAAGUGUGAAUAAUGAGUGGAAAGCGCAGAAAAGUUCUGCAGCAGUAGGUGCUAAAGAGUCCACACCUCAUAUUGUCACAGAAGCCCCCACUACCAUUGUCGCCUCUGCUCCCACUCCAGUUGUCACCACAACAACCCAGUCUACAGUUGUUCAGAAGAAUUCUGCUGUAUCCUCACAGCCUGAGGCAUAUACUCAGCCUGUUGCAGUUCUUCAGAUCCCAGUUGCUCCAGCUGUAAACCUAGUUCCACCAGCAUAUCCUGUCUCAAUGACUGUACCUCCACCAGGCUAUUCUGCACUUCCACCACCUCCUUUCAUGAGGGCUUCUUUUAAUCCUUCGCAGCCACCACCAGGUUUUAUUCCACCACCUCUUCCUCCACCUGCUAUUCCUCCUCCAGCUAUUAGCUCAGCACUUCCAGCAGCCACUCAAAGUACAGUGACCAGCAACACUGGGAUAUUAGCUGUGCAACCGCCAUCACCUAUUAUAGCAAGCUUGCCUCAUGUAAACAUCCCUACUCGAAUGACGGGUAUGCCUUUGUUAGAUGUUCAAGGGUUACUUUCACAGACAGCAUCAGCAAGAUUUACUUUGUUACAUCCAGGGAUACCUCCACUUCCACCACCACCAAGGAGUAUGCUCCCUCCAGGACUGAUUGACCCGAAUAUUCAUCCAUUGCCUUUCCCUCUAGGGGAUAUUGUUUCACUUCCUGACAGAUCUUUUGGAGUUCAAGGCAGAUUAGAUUCUGAUACUGUUAAUCUAAAAGAAAAGAGGCAGUCUCUGCCAGGCAAUAGUAUUCAGGAGGGGGAUCAAGAUUACCGUUUUCCUCCAGUUGAAAAUCGUCAAAACUCAUGUAAACCAUCUACAGAAAAACAUGAAAGCAAGACAAUGCCAAGUACAGGUAACAAAGAAAUGCAAGGUGUAAGGGGUACAGAUGAAAAUGUUCAAGCAAGAAAUGCAGAUGAUGACCAUGAGCCACAAGACAUGGCCGUUGUAGAUUCCUCUGAAAGCCAAGUAAAAUCUAUGGAAGAGACUUGUGUAGCUCAUUUAUCUAGUGAUGAUUUAAAUGAGGAUGAAAGGAAGCCUGAAGCAGAUGCCUUUGAAAGUUUAAGACGACCGGUUCAACAAGAAUAUGACUAUAAGGGAACAAAUAUUUUAGAUGCUCAUGAUGGCCAAGUCAGGCAACCAAUAAAUGACAAAAAACUGUUUAGAGGCCCAACAAUAGACAUACUGCCACCAUUUCAAAGGUAUCCAGGUGAUAGAGAGAUGUUUGUUCGGCCAGCUUUAGGGAUAAGAGAUCCCUUUGGAAUGCCAUAUUUAGAGACACAUGAUCAUUUUGGCAGGCCUUCUUUGGAGAAUCCUUUUAAACACCCUCUUUUAGAUGGCAGAAACCAUUAUGGGAGGCCACCAAUGGAUGGUAGAGAGCAUUUUGGAAGACCACAACCAGAUAUAAGAGAGAACCAUGGAAGAAUUGAUAGUACUGGGAAGCAAUUACAUUUCCCAUUAGAAAAACCAUGGGGGCAUCAGGAAGAUUUUGAUGAAAGAGCCCACCACUCUUUCACUGGUUUUCAAGGACUAAAAGGUUUUCAUGAUGAAAGGCAUCAUCAUGCAAACUUUAGGCAGGAGCAUCGAAAUACUCCAAAUUGGAACAGAGGGUUUGAACAAGCUACACAUAGGGAUUUUGAUGACCGUCGACACUCAUGGGAAAGACAGGUUGAUAGGGAUGAACGAGAUUUUGAUUUCCGUAGAGAAGUUAAUGGUAAAACUUUUGGAAGAGAGAGAGAGUCAGACAACUGGGUGCCUCCACAGCCUCAGCCAAAUGUUUUUGAGUAUUUCCCAGAGGCUACUUCUACUCAAAACAGUAGCAAACCUCAAGUUAAUGGAGAAAAUACAGAGACUAGCAAUGAAAAAGAAACUGUAAGCAAAUCUGAUGAUCCUGAACUCUGUGAACAGAAAGAAACAUCAGUUAAAGAAAGUGAAGAGAAUGACAUCAAGGAAACUGAGACAGAAAGUCAAUUUGUGGUUGAAAGCACAGAGACUGAAGGGACAUAAUCAUCACUCAGUAGGUAAAGAUACCUUUUGUAAAGUUGUUGCAUCUCUGUCAUAGAUUAAUGGCUGAUUGGACCUUAUUAGUUUGCUUAUUGUCAGCCAUACCUAAAUUAAUCUGAAGUUACUAUUAAACUCUCAGUUAAACUGACUUGUAUAGGCUGCUCUUAAUCAAAAAAUGAUAGUUUUUUAAUUUGCAAAAUAGAAAUCACAGUUAUUGGCCCACUUGCUUUUAGCCAUAAAUAGGUCUUUAAUAACCUGUCAAGCAAAGAGACUUCCUAUGGAAGAUUUUUUUUUCUUAUUUUUACUUUUUUUUUUUCUUCUGCCAUUGGGUUGGAUAUUGUAACUAAUUUAGGCUGCUCUUGAAUUUUAAAAUGUAGACAAAGCUGUGAUUGAUAAUACGUUACUUAAAAAUUGCUCUGGCAAUCUUUGCAGAUCGCAGUACCAAGACACAAAAAUGUUUUUUUUUGUUUGUUUUUUUUUGUAAAAUCUACUUUACAACUCAUGUAAUUAUCCAAAGUUUCUGUGUUUGUGAUUUUGUUUCUUGUACUGCAGUGAGUAAAAAAGUAAUAUGGAAAGUAUGUUUCAAUGUUGGGUGCAUUAUGUUUUUAGAUUCCAAUAAAACAUUUGUUUGA